AUUUCGAACAUCAUUCAUUUCUCGCAAAAGCGAAUUACAAACGAUGUUCAAUUGUUCCAUAUCACUGAUAAUUCUCUUUGCCGUAUUGUCCACGGUGGCUGGUGAUCGAGGAAUUUGUGCCCAAGAAAAGUUGGAUUUGGAAAGUUGUGCGCAGCCUCACAAGGAAUACAUCCACUCGCUGUCCGAUGUAACUGGCCGUGAGAUCCAUAAUCCGAAGUUUAUGAAGAAGUUCGUGGAAUUCACCAAAACGGCCUCCUCGUGUAUUGGUUCAAAUGUCACGUGUGAUGCUUCACGUCAUUAUCGAUUUUUCCUGGAUUCUCUGACUAAUAUGGGAAACAUUUUGUAUCAAGAAAGUAAUUUAGAUUGUCUCAAGAAUAUUGCUCCAACUUUCCGUUUCUGCUACAGACAAGCACGGAUGACAUAUAAUACAUUGGUGGAUGUUAGCAGAAUUGUCAGAAAAAUGACAAAAUUCACUGAUUGUCUUCGAAAGGAGUUAGUAGCCAGGAACGUUUGUACUCGAGAUUCUGUGAAGAAUAUCAACGUGGCAGUGAAGAUAAUCCGGAAUCUUGUUCGUCAAUAUGAGAAAUGGACAAAUGGGGAGAUGGUUCCGAUGGUUUUUAAUAUUGAAAAAUUCAAGGAUGAUUGAUGUGGAUUUAGUGAUUUGAAAUUGAUGAAUGAAAUUUUUUUUUGUGUG
Molecule: messenger RNA, 694 nt
Organism: Caenorhabditis elegans
Lineage: Eukaryota; Metazoa; Nematoda; Chromadorea; Rhabditida; Rhabditidae
Gene: Y57G11B.3
Product: F-box domain-containing protein
Exons: 3
Coding region: 44-646 (200 amino acids)
Source: RefSeq, marked reviewed